AAAAUCUUAUUAUUUCUCACUUUGUACAUUUUGAUUCAUUUCAUGCUUGGAUCUGAUUAAUACAGAAGUCGUUUUAAGAUGAUGCAAAUUAUACGGAUACUUUUGCCGUUUUGUUUGCUGUACUGUGCGGAAUCAGCGAGUUUCUUUAAAUACCAAUCUGGGUCGGUCAAACUUGGAACCAGAUUGACAAGGGAUUUAUCUGAGAGACAGCUGCACUUGACAAUAGAAGACAGAAGGGAGACCUUGUCCAUCAAGAAACAACUCUUGCCAGGCAUUAGCAAGCGCCCGUCUCGUAGAAAUGCGGAUAUGGAUUUAUAUGCGACUUUAAGUAAAGAUACUGUCUGCACGAAUGAACUCUUUAACGGAGAAUACUCACUGCGUUGUCUCAAACAAUCGACAAAUGGAUAUUCGUAUAUUACAUCAAAGAGGGCGGUUUAUGUUGAAAAUGAUGAGUCUUUGAAUGUACCAUCUGUUGACCAGUUACUGAAAAUAAGAGAGGCAAUAAAUCGUAAAACGGGCGCCGAAGCUGGAGAGCAUUCACGGAAACGUCGGCAAACGACUAUGAGUAAGGGGAAACAAUCUUUGAUAACUCCAACUAUAAGCUCAGACACUGCGUUCAUAAAGAUAAGAAUGAUGAUGGACGUUGCAUUCUUCAACCGCUUCUUGGAUUUUGUUGGUGGUGAUAUUGACGAAGCAAAAUCUGAAAUAGAGUGCUUCCUUACAUUGGUAAUAAACCAGGCGGCAUUGUAUUAUGCCAGUUUAAAGGACUUAGGUGCCGUCAUCUCAUCGUCGGAUGGUCAGCAGUAUAAUGUGGAUUUCUUACCAUAUCUCGAGGGUAUAACAUUUCCCCCACAAAACCAAGAUGGUUCAUUCUAUGAUAUUCCCCCAUUAGUAAACAACAGAGAGGGUAGGUUUCUAAUUACGAAAAUAUUUGACAGUGGUGAAAACAACAUAUCAUUUGAUGUGGAUGGAUUAGUGAUUGACUUUGGAGAGUAUCAGAGUGCGAACUUUCCAGGACAACAGCCGUUUAAUCUGAUACAUUUCAUGUCAGGGGACUACUUUACAUUUGAUAUCUACAACCGUAUAAGCAACGAUUCAAAUGAUGACAUUUUCGUUACCCGUAUUGUAUUUGGAGGUGUAUCGUACAUUGGCAGCUUAUGCGGUAAUUUCGAAAGUGGAAACUUUGACGGCAGAAAUGGGUUUAGUUCGUUGAACAGUGCUGGGAUAGGACGACUUGUUGCUCACGAAAUAGGACACAAUAUCGGCUGUUUCCAUGACACAUCUGAGAGAUGUCUGCCGGAAAAGGUGACCUUGAUGUCAACAGUUUACGCACCACCGACUGCUGCAGCUGGCGAAGAUUAUUAUAAAUGGUCAGAAUGCUCUGGAGAAGAAAUCGAAAACCGAUUUGCAUUGUGA
Ruditapes philippinarum (Manila clam) is the source of this 1416-nucleotide messenger RNA. RefSeq lists its product as uncharacterized. Gene Ontology annotation, molecular function: metalloendopeptidase activity. Lineage: Eukaryota; Metazoa; Mollusca; Bivalvia; Venerida; Veneridae. The transcript has 11 exons. The record is from RefSeq and is a predicted model, not a curated record. Gene Ontology annotation, biological process: proteolysis. The coding region runs from base 79 to 1416 and encodes 445 amino acids.